AUGCCUUCAUCCGAUAGUCUUGGGAGGCGGGCCUCACACGGCGCCGCCAGCCUGGCGACGUCGGCAUCUUCUAUACACGGGGCAGCAGUUGGGUUUCGAGAAGGCCUGGGCUUGGCUGGAGUUGCGAGGAGGACUUUGGGAAUCUGCUUCCUUCUUUUGACGGUGUUUCUAUGGACGCUGUCCAACUUUCUCGCCAGCUUCAUCUUUUCCGAUGCAACCUACGAUAAGCCCUUUUUCCUCGUCUACUUCAACACUUCCAUGUUCGCCAUCUCUUUAAUACCCAUGUUUAUACGAUACCUACUCCAGAAAGGAUUCCAUGGACUGCGAAGCGACGUCAGGCGCAUGUGGGCAGAGCAUCGAUACCAAGCCGCCCCAGAUGAACAAGACCCCAUGUCACCAACAUCGACUCCUUCAAAAGAGAAGCUCAGCUUCCGAGAAACCGCAGUUCUGAGCCUCGAGUUCUGCAUGCUGUGGUUCCUCGCAAACUAUUUUGCCUCGGCAUGCCUCGAGUAUACCAGCGUCGCCAGCGUCACGAUCCUCACAUCCACGAGUAGUGUCUGGACUCUAGUGUUUGGCUCCAUGUUUGGCGUCGAGACCUUUUCCCUGCGCAAGCUGGUUGGAGUCGUGGCGUCUCUUACCGGUAUCAUACUAAUUUCUAUGGUGGACCUCUCAGGCAAGAGUGACGAGAACAGAGGAUCGUUCCCACACAAGACUCCCGGGCAAAUUGCGCUGGGAGAUGCCAUGGCGUUUUUGAGCGCCGUGGUUUACGGCAUAUAUGUCACCGUUAUGAAGCGACGAGUUGGUGACGAGGACAAGGUCAACAUGCAGCUAUUCUUUGGGUUGGUGGGAGUGUUUAAUCUGGCCCUGUUGUGGCCGCUCUUCUUCAUCCUCCACUGGACGGGUCUUGAACCGUUCGAGCUGCCUCCUACGAGCCAGAUUUGGACCAUCAUUAUAGUAAACGCAAUUGCGUCUUUUGUCAGUGACAUAUCCUGGGCACUGGCCAUGCUCCUGACGACGCCCUUGGUCGUCACCGUGGGCCUGUCUCUGACCAUCCCGCUCUCCCUCAUUGGCGAGAUGGUCCAGUACCAGCAGUACUCCAGCGGCGUUUACUGGGUCGGCGCGGCCGUUGUCUUUGUCUCAUUUGUGUUUGUUAAUCACGAGACAAAGGAGGAGGACACGAGCAAGACGGUAAACGUCACAGCAGGUCUCGGCUCGGCUUCCGACCCUGAUGGUGCCGACGGAGGUGCAGGCUAUGGACGAUUGUAA
This is a messenger RNA of Trichoderma breve, 1266 nucleotides long. Its product is annotated as eamA-like transporter family domain-containing protein. NCBI's taxonomy places the organism in Eukaryota, Fungi, Ascomycota, Sordariomycetes, Hypocreales, Hypocreaceae. Gene Ontology annotation, cellular component: membrane. The transcript has 5 exons. Gene Ontology annotation, biological process: regulation of peptide transport. Bases 1 to 1266 code for a protein of 421 amino acids. The record is from RefSeq and is a predicted model, not a curated record.